This is a messenger RNA of Solanum lycopersicum (tomato), 1130 nucleotides long. RefSeq names its product proteasome subunit alpha type-6. The record is from RefSeq and is a predicted model, not a curated record. Gene Ontology annotation, biological process: proteasomal protein catabolic process; ubiquitin-dependent protein catabolic process. Gene Ontology annotation, cellular component: nucleus; proteasome core complex; proteasome core complex, alpha-subunit complex. NCBI's taxonomy places the organism in Eukaryota, Viridiplantae, Streptophyta, Magnoliopsida, Solanales, Solanaceae.
CAAUAGACACCUCAGGAACAAAGCUUCUUCUUCUUCUCCACGAAAUCUAUCAUUUCUUAUACUGAAAAAAACCCUAAAUCAGUUCGACAAAAAUUUUCAGAUCGAACUGAGAAAAUCAAACCGUAGAAUCGAACAAUGAGUCGAGGAAGUGGAGGCGGAUACGAUCGUCACAUUACGAUCUUCUCACCGGAAGGUCGUCUCUUUCAAGUCGAAUAUGCUUUUAAGGCUGUGAAGGCAGCUGGAAUCACAUCUAUUGGUGUCCGUGGAAAGGACUCUGUUUGUGUUGUUACUCAGAAGAAAGUCCCUGACAAGCUAUUGGAUCAGACCAGUGUAUCCCAUUUGUUCCCAAUUACCAAGUAUCUUGGACUAUUGGCUACUGGCAUGACAGCUGAUGCAAGAACUUUGGUUCAACAAGCUCGAAAUGAAGCUGCUGAGUUUCGCUUUAAAUAUGGUUAUGAAAUGCCAGCAGAUGUACUGUCUAAAUGGAUCGCGGACAAGUCCCAGGUUUACACACAGCAUGCCUAUAUGAGACCCCUUGGAGUAGUUGCUAUGAUUUUGGGCAUUGAUGAGGAGAAAGGGCCCCAGCUCUUCAAAUGUGACCCUGCUGGUCAUUUUUUUGGUCAUAAGGCUACAAGUGCCGGAUCUAAAGAGCAAGAGGCAAUUAACUUUUUGGAGAAGAAAAUGAAAAAUAACCCUGCGUUCUCCUAUGAGGAAACUGUUCAGACCACUAUUUCUGCUCUUCAAUCUGUUCUGCAAGAAGAUUUCAAGGCCAGUGAAAUUGAGGUUGGUGUUGUGAGAAAAGAAGAUCCCGUCUUUAGAGUGUUAACUACUGAGGAAAUCGACGAGCACUUAACAGCCAUCAGUGAGCGUGACUGAUUAGCCACAUGAUACACAGUCCGUUUUCUGUUAGAAAUGUAUGUUUUGCUAUCAAGACUUGCAAAAGAGAUCCCAUUUGAUUGUUAGUUGCUAUCAAUCCUUCUGCAUAUGCUGAUAAAUGAGUUUCUAUUUGUCGAAUGUAACAUUUCAUGGGAUCUUCUUAGUUUCAACAAAACGUUUGAAUCCUUCUAUCAUUAUCUAUCUACGAUCUUUUGUACUUUGAUUAUCAUACUAUUUUAUCAUUGUUUUUGCCC